Molecule: messenger RNA, 1776 nt
Organism: Linderina pennispora
Lineage: Eukaryota; Fungi; Kickxellomycota; Kickxellomycetes; Kickxellales; Kickxellaceae
Exons: 5
Coding region: 278-1711 (477 amino acids)
Source: RefSeq, a predicted model, not a curated record
UUUUCCACCGCUCCCGCAACAACUACGCCCUCUAUCUCUUUAUUGCUUUGCUUUCUCCUCUUAAUGAACAUUGUUGUUGGCAAAGCUCGUGGUGGAGAUUAACUAUUUUACUUGUAACUGACGACACCACCAUAUAUCUGUUUUCAUGGUUUUCAUGUCCCUUUCGCUUUGUAACACUGUAACAUACGCUUAAUCACCUAUAUUAUUUUGCCUCGUAAGCCGCGGUUUGGAGAAGAGCCUCCAUACUAUAUUAUUCACGUGGGAAAGCUGAUUCUAAAUGACUGUGUAUACCGCAGCUCAUGGUAGACGACUGCUCGCUUUCACAUACUGCAUACUUCUCAUGCUCGCUGGCCUUGCGCAUGGUACAAUCACGGUCGGAGCACAAUCGUUUGAUAGCUUUAGGUUUUUCCAGGCGGACAAAAACACAGAGCUCGACGGUACAUUCGCCCCGGUACGGCUUAAUAUGCAGCAUGGCUGCACUGUCAAAAUGGCAAAUACGACCAGAGUGGAUACAGAAGUGGUGGUGCUGGCGGCGUGGCAGGAGGCGAUGGUCGCCGGAUGCUUUUCAUAUGCACAGAUUAUUAGUGCAUUUGCACAGGUUCCACUUCCGCAAGGUACAGUUGUGCGCGGGAUGGUGUUUAGCAGCAGCAUUGCGGACGACACGCUCCCGAUGGGUAGUCCGAUGGUCGAGCCCUAUGGCUUCUACAAGUCUGUGGAGACCAGCGCAUGCCUAAUACUCACCCGUCCAGCAACGCUGGAGCUCAUGUCGCAGUCGCCGACAGUCCGCGUAACCGCAGUCUCGGGACCAUGGAACACGCUUGAAAAGUCCCGCGGAUACGCUGCCCAGCGCUAUCUAUUCUUUACCAUCUCCAUCCUGCUGAUACUGUACAUAUUCCUGGAAAUCGGGCUAAUGCUAUGUACGCAGACGGUGUGGAACAAGCGCAUGCUAAUGUACGUGGCGGCUAUUACGUACCUGUUGAUAUUCACGCUGCUGCGGCCAUACGUCAUGAACAACAAGGCAGCGCAGAUGACGGUUUUUGUGUCGUGGAUCGUCGGAUACAUGAGCUUCACUAUAUUCAUUGUUGCGUGGGGCUCACUAGUCGGCAAGAUCCACCGGUACCGGCGGACUUCUGACGCUGCACAACACCGGAUGUUUGGCGUCAGCAUGCUGUUCAAGACAUGGGCGUACGCAGCUGAGUCCCAUGGCCUGGUGCAGAUUGUCAACACCGUGCUGACAUUCGAGAUGCCAGUGGUGUUUGGCGUGCAGACGGUCCUGCUGGCCAUGCUGAUCACAGCAUUCCUGACGCGCACAUUCCGAAUCGCCAUAUCGCGAUAUACAAAGGCAGUGCUCCGCAAUGUGGCCAUCAUGUGCUCAGCCCGCUUCCUGUACUCGCUUGGCCAAUGCCUACUGUUCUUUGCAAUCUUUGCAGCGCUGUGGAUCCGUGACCAUGCGAAACGCACUCGGCCAAUGUUCCACGAGCACGAGUUUUACGUGGACAUUGACGAGUCCGAGCACCGCACAAUUCCGCUGGAGCCGCCAUCGGCUGCCCGGUUCACCGACGCCGACGACACAUCGGCAGUGAUGCCGCCUGAGGUGUUCGAUAUGUAUGACGAGAGUAUAUUUGACCACGAGUCGCCGCGACAAGUGUCGCCGGCCGCAACCAUCGGCUCGCAGCUUUCCCAUGCGAGUGUUUGGUGCUGUGAGAAGUAACGGCGGCGCAGCGGCGAGUCUUGCCAGGAAAACAAGUCAGCGCCACGUCUUUGUGCCCCUGGCGC